GUAAUGUCUGAGUUCGGCGCUUCAGUUUGGAACGGCGGUUUGAUAGAUGGGUUGGUCUCCGUUUCGCCGGAAAAGGGGAUCCGGCGGGCUGGGGAUCGCUGCAAUAGCGUACGUAGUGAUUGAUUACCUCCGUCAUUUGUCGCCGGCUUGGCACGAGCGUCUGCAGCCGACGCUCUGGGCGGCGCUCGCUAUCGCCGCUGUGAUUCGUAUCGCGUAUUACAAACACUGGUCGUCGGAGUUCCGCGCCGCUAUUCCGUUCGUUUUGGCGAUAGUUUUUAUGCUCUCUGCUCUUCUGGUUGAAGCAAUUUCAGUUCGGUCUGUUACCGCUGUUCUAGGUCUCGAUUGGCACAGUGAGACUCCACCCCUCCCCGACACUGGCCAGUGGUUGUUGCUCGCGCUAAAUGAGAAAUUACCUCAAAUUGUGGUGCAAAUUCUGAGAGCUCGGAUCAUCGGAUUGCACCAUUUCUUGAUGCUGUACAUAAUGCUUAAUUUCUCGGUGCUUUUCAACUCGAUCAAGGCUCCUGGUUUAGGACUGGCUGCAAGAUACAUGUUCACUAUGGGCAUUGGUCGCCUUCUUCGAACAAUAGCAUUUGUAUCGACAAUCCUGCCCUCACCACGGCCCUGGUGUGCAUCCGCACGGUUCCAAGUCCCUAAGCACCCGCAUCAGUGGGCUCAGAAAUAUUAUGUUCCGUAUGCAACAAACUCCAACGCCAUCCGUCAAAUUAUCCACUAUGAUAUAGCAUAUGCUGUUGUUGGAGAGAAUUACGACGAUUUCCAACCAAACUGGGGAUCGAUGACUUUCCUAGCAGAUUUCCUACGGCCUACAGCUUCAGAAGGAUCCGCUUCAUGGUACCAUCUUCUGAAAAAAGCCGGAGGCGGCUGCAACGACCUGCUGUACAGCGGCCACAUGCUCGUCGCAGUCUUGACUGCUAUGGCAUGGACGGAAGCAUACGGGGGCUUCACCUCAGCUCUGAUCUGGGCGCUCGUGAUGCACAGCGCACAACGAGAAAUCCGGGAGCGGCACCACUACAGCGUGGACUGUAUUGUGGCUAUCUACAUGGGAAUCUUCCUGUGGAAGAUGACGGGCCUCUUUUGGCCGGUGAAAGACGCUGCGAAAGAGCGACGGCUGAGGAAACUGGAGAGGAUACAGAGGCGGCUGGUGCAGGCGGCGAAGGACUCGGACAUGGAUGGAGUGAGAAAGCUUCUGGAAGAGGUGGAGAUGAGCAGCAGAGAGGUUAGUGAGAAUGAUGGUGUUAAGAGCAAUAAAGGUAUGUGGUUGUUUUCUUGUGGGAUCAUAUGUUUUGCCAUUGUUAUUGUUCUUAUUGCCUUCACAUUAACCAGCGAUGGCUGAUUUCAUUCCAUUCCAUCUUGAAUUGUGUCAUGUUAUGUUUUCCCUCUCUUUAACAUGCUUCAUUGUGUUCUAAACGGGUAGUAAUAUGCACUGUGUAGAUUGUUAUCAUGCGAGCGAUGUAAGUUCAUAUGUUGUUUUUGUAUUGUAUUGUAUUGAUAUGAUUUUGUUCAUUUUAUGUGAUGUCCGUCUACAUUUGAGGUUU
Molecule: messenger RNA, 1553 nt
Organism: Andrographis paniculata
Lineage: Eukaryota; Viridiplantae; Streptophyta; Magnoliopsida; Lamiales; Acanthaceae
Product: protein PHLOEM UNLOADING MODULATOR
Exons: 4
Coding region: 47-1351 (434 amino acids)
Biological process (GO): ceramide biosynthetic process
Cellular component (GO): endoplasmic reticulum membrane; Golgi membrane
Molecular function (GO): sphingomyelin synthase activity; ceramide cholinephosphotransferase activity
Source: RefSeq, a predicted model, not a curated record